Molecule: messenger RNA, 2437 nt
Organism: Larimichthys crocea (large yellow croaker)
Lineage: Eukaryota; Metazoa; Chordata; Actinopteri; Sciaenidae
Gene: sar1b
Product: secretion associated, Ras related GTPase 1B
Exons: 7
Coding region: 228-824 (198 amino acids)
Biological process (GO): intracellular protein transport
Molecular function (GO): GTPase activity; GTP binding
Source: RefSeq, a predicted model, not a curated record
CGGCUGGGCAGAGUUCGGGGAGUUGUUGGACAGCCAUUGCAGUGUCGUGGCUCAGUAACAAAACACGAAAACGGAGAGAGAGCGAGAGAGCGAGAGGAAGAGCUGGUGUACCGCAGGCUCUCUUAUUUUUUUUUCCCGACCGGGAGACCGAAUUUACAUGACUACAAGAGCGAACGCAUUCGGCAAAUCACUCUCCUCCUAAAUAACGGGAUUCAACGGCUCCGGAUAUGUCAGGCCUUUUAAAUUGGCUUUAUAGCAGUUUCAGUGGUGUACUACAGUUCUUAGGACUGUACAAGAAAUCCGGCAAGUUAGUGUUUCUUGGCUUGGACAAUGCUGGCAAAACAACACUACUGCACAUGCUCAAAGAUGACAGAUUGGGACAGCAUGUGCCAACUUUACAUCCAACCUCAGAAGAGCUGACGAUUGCUGGCAUGACUUUCACCACCUUUGACCUUGGAGGCCACGCACAAGCCCGCAGAGUGUGGAAAAACUACCUCCCUGCCAUCAAUGGCAUUGUCUUCCUUGUGGAUUGUGCAGACCACACCAGAUUGGGAGAAUCAAAAGCAGAACUUGAUGCAUUAAUGACAGAUGAGACCAUCGGAAAUGUACCUAUCCUGAUUCUGGGCAACAAGAUCGACAGACCAGAGGCCAUCAGUGAGGAGAAGCUGAGGGAAAUUUUUGGAUUGUAUGGACAGACGACAGGCAAGGGUAACAUUCCCAUGAAGGAGCUGAACACGAGACCACUGGAGGUGUUCAUGUGCAGUGUGUUGAAGAGGCAGGGCUAUGGCGAGGGUUUCCGUUGGCUCUCUCAGUACAUCGAUUAAAGCAGCCAUGCCCCAUAACACACCCACACCACCACCAACAACACCAUCGGGAGGGGGCGCUAAACCCAGCCACUCAAGACGCCCAACCGUUACCACCAGUACCAUCAUACUCAGCCCCAUGUUUGGUUAAACAAGUCUGCCUCCACCUUCAGAGAAACCAGUACAACCUGAUCCCAAUAGACUUUUAUUGGUCGAACAUUUGGUUCUGCACUUACAGAAUUCAUACCUGUCCGUGCGCGCACACACUCACUCACUCGUUUCCAUCUGUCUUUUUCUAAGAGAGUAACAUAGCAUUGGUUCCACAGCAAAGGAUGUUCAAAUUCAAACGAAUGCAUUUUUUCUAUAUUGUGUCUGUCGUUUGCUGCCCUCUCCCCCCUCCCUUCCUGCCAUCUGUUGAGUGUGAUGAUAGAUGCAUUAUAACUGUAAAUCUGUAUAUGAUUCCAUUGGUAUAUCAACAAUCCCUGAUGCCUCUUUCCCCUCUUCAACUCAUUUUGAGCAAUGCGAAAGAGCACCAUAGUUGUAUACAUUGCAGUACACUUUUUUAACAGUAAAGACAUUCAUUCCACAUUCUAUUUAAUCAACGCAUUUUGGUUUGUCCUGUUUUUGUUUUGUUUUCUUCUUGUUUUUUUUUCUUUUACAUUUCAAUAAAUAAAAUGUGUGGCCACGUAUACAGCCCGCACUAUAGAGGCAUGGCUGUUUCACCCAUUUAUUAAAAUUUAUCUUAGUGUAUCAGAAAUUAAAUCCAUUACUUUAGGUUACUUGGAAGUUAAAAUACUUUUGUUCCAGACUUCUAUCUCAUGGGCACAGUAGCAUUGAAUAGAUCCAAGUAAGUCUGUCGGCUCCCCUUUUAAAACAGAAGCAUGGGGUGGUAGUAUAGCAGAUGGGAGAAGAUGUUUUUAAUAGAAAAUAAUACUGGCUAUAACCCAGGCAAGGUUUGAUGAAAUCGUGUAGAUGACACAAUGGUCAGUUGACGCAAAGAAAACUAUUUAAGUUAAAGAAACUUUGGGAUAAAUAGCUUGAUAACAUGCAGUAAGCGAUGAAGGGAUGAAUAAACAGAUGCUUGUAACAUCUAGGAGAAGUCAAUAUUAGAAGUCCAUCCUACCAAUGUAUCUUCCAGCGCAGACCUCUUUACAGGCUGACUCUAGACCAAGCGUAGACAACAGGAGACAGUCCUACAGCAGGAACAGGUAGAUAGGCCUAAAACGCCUCUAAGAAAGGGACCAUAUAUAUACAUAUAUAUGAAAUGUACACCAACAUCGUACAUGGAUUUUGAAUUUAAGUGGUAUCCUUUAAUCUAUGUGCAUUACCAGAAACUAUUAUGCAUGCCUUGUUCUUUUGAUUUUUUUUAAUGACCAUUAUUCCAGAGAGUGCAACAAGAGGGAAAAAAGAUGCCAAAAUUUACAAUGAGAGCUGAUUGUCAUGAUUUUUUUUUUUGUUGUUGUUUUUGUUUUUUUUAACGGAAACAAUGGAAUUGCGCUUAAUACACAUUUUUUCUGUCCCUAUCCCUUUGUGUCUCUUUCAUUCCCUCAUGACUACGUGAUGAGCUGUUCCAACGAGGGUGGGACUCGCUGUUGUUUGCAUCAUAAAAAAAUGUAAUAAAUGUUUUCAAUGAA